Molecule: messenger RNA, 1695 nt
Organism: Fusarium graminearum PH-1
Lineage: Eukaryota; Fungi; Ascomycota; Sordariomycetes; Hypocreales; Nectriaceae
Exons: 2
Coding region: 266-1426 (386 amino acids)
Source: RefSeq, a predicted model, not a curated record
AUAUUUCGCAUGCUUCUUCUUUGGAGUUUGAGGUAAUUAACUCGGCUGACUGAUCCUUGUACGAUUGAUUAACUGAUUGAUUAUUUGAUUAUCAAUCAGUACAAGCUCCAAGAGAAAUCCAAUCGUAUACCGGUUAGGUCCAUUAAUUGCGAAUCAAUUACCUAUUCUGGUGGAUUCAGUCCCCAGAUAGUCAAUUCCGAGCCGAACCUACGGCAUCAGAAGUGGACUGCCCUAAAAUCUACCGACGACUUGCUUCUCGUGGAUCAUGACUUUAUUUUCCACUCAACCUCACCCUACAGGCCAACCUCACAAUCCUUCUUCCUCAACAACAGCCGCCACACCGUCUUGGCUUCCGCGUCCACCAGCAAAGCAGAGAAUGGCUCUCUCAUUUAAAAACCUCGUCAGCUCCGUGCUGGGCUCUGGAGCUGCCAAGGACGACAAGCCGCCAUCAGCUUCGGAACUGUUCGUAAAGACGGACCCAAAAGUGGACGGCGAGGAGUGCUUGCACGAUUGCGAUAACUGCUCAGCCCGGUAUCCCAGAGGAUUUAAGAUUGAGGAAGAGGAUGUACUGUACGGCCUCGUUGCGGCUUGGAGCACGCAUGUCCUUGUUGGGACGGGCAAGACGGAUUGGGUGAGGGAUGUAGAAGAGGAGGAGGGCAGUGUCAUGCAAGCUUUUUCCAAAGCAGUCGAGCCUUCAAAUGGAAAACUCAAGCUAUCGGCCUCUAACAUGCCCACUCCUCAUGACACAGAUGACUAUUCUGAACCUACAACACUUCUACUCUUACCAGCCUUUAAACUUCUCCGCAAUGUUCAUCCUCUCAGCGUGCCUCAAAUAAUUACAGAGGUUAUCAACCAAGCACCCACCAACACUUCUCCUCUCACGCCGACACCUCUUCCCGCUUCUCUGCCAUCUCCGGAUCCAGCUGCUGGCAUUCCCGAUGUAUCUUUAGCCAACUGCCCUCACAAUGCUGUUAUCCUCAUGUGCAGUCAUCGAACACGUGAUGUCCGCUGUGCACAGAGUGCGCCUGUUCUGAGAAAAGAGUUUGAGCGUCAGCUGAGACCGCUGGGCCUGUAUCGGGAUCUACACGAUGAGAGACCUGGCGGAGUCGGUAUCUACUACAUCAGCCAUGUAGGAGGACACAAGUACUCUGCCAAUGUGAUGAUCUACCGACGGCCCAAUGCGUUUGGCCUGGAUGAUACGACUGAGCAGCAAAAUGGCACGAGCAAUGGCGAGAAGAACGGCGACAGUGUCAACGAUUCAGGAGAGGGUAGCGUGGGUGCAGCGCAGGGCAUCUGGCUUGCUCGUGUGAUGCCCGAAGACUGCGAGAACCUGAUUCGAUAUACUGUUCUCAGAGGCAAGGUCGUCAAGCCUGAGCGUCAGUUACGAGGCGGUUUCGACCGUGGCAGGGGAGUCAUGAGUUGGUGAGAAGCAAGAGUGUGACAAGGAGCAGUGUUCUGGAUAGAGGUUGAUACCCACGGUCCUACAUGAUGGCUCUGAUGGGGAGACUCAAGUGCUGAUGGUUCGGUGUAAAGGUUGGGCCGUUUAGAUGAGGGAAUAGAAUAAAGAUAGAGUUUACGAUCUACAAUGCUUGGUACCUGGACCGAGUGAUUAGGAGAUGAUGGAUGGACACUGCGUAUACUAUAUGGAGCAAUUCGUUCCGUGUUUCGUCCAAGAUGCAACGUCGUUCAAUUCUU